AAAUCCUUCUAUAUGUUUUGGCAUGAUCUGUGCGUUUUACAGCCCCCGUGAGCAUAUAUAGCAUAUAUCACUGACUUCAUAACCGGCGGAGGCGUGUGCAGGUCACUAGAACGUGCUUAUGAUCUGUGGUUUGAAAAUUACAUGCUUGCUUUCACGCACCAGGUUUCCUUUUUUUUUUUUUUUUUAAGGCUCAAGUGGUCGUAAGGCAGAGUACGGCGUCUAGACAGGGGACGGAGAGUCGGUAGAUGGCAGUCGUGUCCCUUCUGCACUAGACAGGAAGAAGCAGCGCAUCAAACACUCACACUUAGUACCCAGGCUAUACACAAUCAUACACGCAUAUGUGUACGUCAAACAGGCGCUACAGACCUGUCCGAACGCCCGCACACCCCCUCAUCAUAUAAUCUAUAGCGUUCUGGGUUAUUGCACUCGACCAAUCAUUGGUAAGAUGGAAAAAGAUUAUUGGACCAUUGACUUUUACGCAUCCAAGAAGACGCCACUGAAGACAGUCAGAAGAGUGAGACUUUGGGCUGAGGGCUACAUCAAUACGUGUUAGAAGAUUCUUGGUGUCACCAGCGGAGUGCGCUGAGCCGAUGCCCACCGAGAGCCGCGCGUCAUUGGACACGUCUGGGUAUACUUCACACUAGAACUUCAUUCACCGAAGAGAUCUCGACGUAUUCGACGAGUCUCGCCUCUUUAGAUGCUCCUGCUCGCGGGGUGACUCACUUGUAGCUGUUCUCCGGUCAGCUCUCGCGCGCUGCGUAAUACGGCUUGGCGCGGAGCGCAGCAUCAUUCGCGUGGAUUUUCGUCGCGUCAGUGGAUUGCUUUUCGUCGGAGUUGAGUUGAACUGUAUUGAGUAUCUGGUGGGAUGUAGCUUUUGAUGAAUACCUCACCUCUGACAAGUUUAUACGCAUUUGAAAAGGAACUACGACGGUGGUUAUUGUAUUAAUCGAUCAACUAACUAAGAAAGGGAUGAUUUGACUCACAUUUGGCGCAUUUUCAUCCACUUUCCUGAAAAGAAAAUAGAAACUUGGAAGAUUUUGUCCUUUUUCUCCUUUCCAGAUGAUGCUGAUCGUCUUGGAUAUGAUGUGAUAUAAGAAUAUUUGCGCGAGGCUUUCUCUCGCAAGGCAUUCCGUAGGACAUUAUCACAUUUCAAGGAAAUAAGCAUCUUGAAAUCCGCACUGGGCUGUGAGUAGAAAUCUAAUCAGAUCGGGUGCGUAAAGAGGGAAGAAAAGUUCCGUUUUAAACCAUGACUGUGGAAUAAGACCAUCAGCUGUCUGCGUUUAUGGUCUGUUGAAGAUUGAGAUGAAGAAGAUGCAGGGAAUGGUCCAUCUCAGGGAUAAAACCCAUCUAGAUGCGUACUGGCUGAAUGUGAAAACCCAAAUCUGUGGUGGUAAACGCCAAGAAUGACACGCAAAACCAGGGAGACGACGAAUUAAUUGAUUUAUCAGCAGGAAAAGACUCGGUACACCGGAUUUUGAUGAUGCAGGGCAAGAAAGCAUCGAGAUAUUUGCUCUAGAGGCACUCGUCCAUAUGAUGGCAUUGACAGGAAGACCGAGUGGAUAUACGGGAGCGAAUUUCUUCUCAUAGAAGCUUGUAAAACUGCUCUUGGAUAGCUUGGAUAGCCCAAAGUACACGCUGAAGAACAUUUCAUUCGCCUCGCGCUACAUUCCUUGAGAAUUGCGGAUGGAUUUUCGUGCUUUGGAAGCGAACGGAACGGCGAUUUUGCCUGCGAUUUGAACCUCACAGAUUGAGAAAGGCAAAGCCAGCUAGCGAAACCGAGCGUGAAGAUGUCCAGAAACUUCUGGCACUGUGGAAGACUUGGCAGGGCGGUUGGCAUGGCAACCAAGGACAGGAAGUAAAUCAGUGCCAGCUGGAAAAGUGGUCGCCAAGGAGACAUCGUGCAGAAACUUUGCAGCACUCAUUGACAUCAAGUUUGGCCUAAUAAAACCCUUCCCAAAGAGUGGAGAACCUGUCAGCGAAUUAUGAAUGAUAAACAAGAUGACCUCCUCCCUGAUGCAGCAGACGAUGAGAGGUCCUAGGUGGAACCGGGCCCUGUCCGACCCAUUGUUCGUGCUGUCACUGGCCCUGCAGCUUCUGGUGGUGGCUGGCCUGGUGCGAGCGCAGACCUGCCCCUCCGUCUGCUCUUGUAGCAACCAGUUCAGCAAGGUCAUUUGUACGCGACGUGGCCUUCGAGAUGUACCUGAUGGUAUUUCCACCAACACAAGGUACCUGAACCUUCAGGAGAACCUCAUCCAGGUGAUUAAGGUUGACAGCUUCAAGCAUCUGAGGCACCUGGAGAUCCUGCAGCUCAGCAAAAACCAUAUCCGCAACAUUGAAAUCGGAGCUUUCAAUGGGCUGGCCAACCUCAACACUCUGGAGCUCUUCGAUAACCGUUUAACCACAAUCCCCAAUGGGGCUUUCGAGUACCUGUCCAAACUUAAGGAGCUUUGGUUGAGGAAUAACCCUAUUGAGAGUAUACCCUCUUAUGCCUUCAACCGUGUACCAUCGCUGCGAAGGCUAGACUUGGGCGAGUUGAAAAGGCUCUCUUAUAUCUCAGAAGGUGCCUUUGAAGGCCUAAGCAACUUGCGGUACCUGAACCUGGGCAUGUGCAACUUGAAAGAGAUCCCCAACCUCAUUCCUCUUGUUCGUUUGGAUGAGUUGGAGAUGUCAGGAAACCAGCUCUCUAUAAUUAGGCCAGGGUCUUUCAAAGGCCUCGUCCACUUACAGAAACUGUGGAUGAUGCAUGCGCAGAUCCAGACGAUCGAGAGAAAUGCCUUUGAUGAUCUUCAGUCCCUUGUGGAGCUCAAUUUGGCCCACAAUAACCUUACCCUCCUGCCUCAUGACCUCUUCACCCCACUACACCACUUGGAGAGGGUACACUUGCACCACAACCCCUGGAAUUGCAACUGUGACAUCCUCUGGCUCAGCUGGUGGCUAAAGGAAAUGGUGCCGGCCAAUACCAGUUGCUGUGCCCGCUGUGCGUCACCUACUAGCCACAAAGGGCGCUACAUUGGCGAACUCGACCAGAACUAUUUCCAUUGUUAUGCACCGGUGAUCGUGGAGCCACCAGCGGACCUGAACGUGACUGAGGGAAUGGCAGCAGAACUGAAAUGUCGAGCAAAUUCUUUGACCUCAGUCAGCUGGAUCACGCCCAAUGGGUCUAUCAUGACUCACGGGGCGUACAAGGUACGCAUUUCCGUGCUCAACGAUGGGACGUUAAACUUUACCAAUGUCACGAUGCAGGACACUGGAACGUACACUUGUAUGGUGAGCAACUCAGCAGGCAACACAACAGCCUCGGCUACGCUCAAUGUGUCCUCGACAGAGAACAGCAACUUCAGUUACUUCACUACAGUUACCGUCGAGACCACAGAAGCAUCACAUGAUGAGGGCCACCCAACGGUACAACAGAAAGGUGGUCCCACUCCUUCUUCUGGAAUUUGGGAGACCUUGCCACCUUCCUUCACCACCACUACCACCACCACAGCACGGACGCCAAUGUCCACCAAGGCCACCGACAAGACCUACACCAUCCCUGUCACGGCCCUGAUCGACGGCUCCCUCAACACCUUGGAUGAGGUCAUGAAGACCACUAAGAUCAUCAUCGGUUGCUUUGUAGCCAUCACGCUUAUGGCGGCCGUCAUGCUGAUCAUCUUUUAUAAAAUGCGCAAACAGCAUCACCAGCAGAACCACCACGCACCGACACGAACCAUUGAGAUUAUCAACGUGGAUGAGGAUUGCGUAACGAGUGGACCUACCAUAGAGGGCCACCUUGCCCUUCCCCCACUGGAGCAUGAGCACCUGAAUCACCUGAAUUACACUGCUUACAAGAGUAUGUACAACCAUGCCUCCACCAUCAAUUCUAUACACAGCUCUGCCCACGAACCUUUGCUAAUUCGGGCCAGCUCAAAAGACAAUGUACAAGAAACCCAGAUCUGAACUGCUUUUCAUAAUGGGGAUUAAACGAAGAAAAAAAAGACCUCUAAAACUCUUAAGGAACAGUAUGUGACAUAUCGAUUUUGAAGAUUGUCGAAACAAAGACAGUAGACCGAUGCAAGACGUAUAAGAAGGAUGUUAAUGGGUAGAAAAGGACAUUGGGAGUUGAGUGUACGUCAACAGUUUCAAAAGUGUCUUUACAUAACAGAAGUUAUUUAUUUAAGGAAAAUAACUAUUGUGGUUUAAUCAAGAAAAGAUGUAAUCAGCAAUUAUUUUUCCAGCAAUUAUUUCUCCAUGUUUUUUAAUGUUAUUUUAUGAGUUGUUGGUUUACUAAUUUGCUUUUAAACUCUGUUUAAAUCUGUUGUUUUGUAUGUGUGGACCCAAUUCAAAGUCAUUUGCAGCUGAAUCUGAAACUGUCCAUCUGUCUGAAACCUCAAAAUUCACUUUUAGUGUCAAUACUCUUAAAACAUUAGGUUAUAGAUUGUCAUAUUACGAAACUUCCCACACCAUAAUUGUGAUCACGUUAAUUCUAAAUGAUUCAUUUUUUGACUCCCCUUAAUUAGUGAUAUUUGACAAUAUCACAUUAUUCAGUUACCCUUGCUGAAAAAUAAGCUUUUUUAAACCAGAUUAAGCUGGUUUGCUGGUCAUGGUUGGUCUCCAAGCCUGGUCAGGCCCAUCUGUUGGCUAGUUUUAGAGGGGUUUUGGGCACUUUUUCAAUUGGACAGGUUGGGAGACAAGCUUAAACCAGAUAAUUUUUCAGCAGGGAUGGCUGCUACAAAUUAUAUGCAGAUGUAUACCUGGCUUCUCUACUCUGAAAUUUAGAACAAAGAGCCCUGGAAACAUGUUCCCAUUUAAAACCGGGCCAAAUGUCAGGAACACAUGUCUAUUUGAUGCAUGCAGGGCAAUUUUGAAUAAUUUCUGUGCUCGGACUAGAAGAUUUAUGGAUUAAGUUAGCAUUUGGGGUCGGCCCACUUGCUUUUAAAUGCAUUUUGAGGUAUCUCCUGCUUAAAAUAAGCUUUAUGUUCUUCAACAGUUUUUGCAUCUUCUUUAACAUAGCAAACAACAUGGUAAUUUCAUGUGGCAGUUCAUCCUUGAUACCCUACUAGAGUUUCCCAAUACUCAUACACAGAUGCAGCACACUCAUUCUAUGCCAAAUGCUAUAUGGGCAGGGGGCCGAAGACUGUAGGCCUUUAUUCAAAGGUUGACAGAUUGGAAUGGCAAAAGCAUAGAGAUGGUACUGACAUAGCACCAUUUCCAUUGCAAUCUAUUUUUUCUUGGUGCUCUCCAUGGAUACAGUUGAAUGGAUUCAUUCUGGGAUGGUCUAAAAAGCCAGACAUAGAACCCUAAAUAACAGGGCAAAGUCAGAUCUAAGGCUUCCAAAGAUGCCACAGGUGUGUCUUUAUAGAUUCUGUAGAUUCCUCUCACUAGUUCUUUUUUCCCUCCAUAUUCUAUCUUCCAACAUUCUGCGCUGUCAGUCUUUUUAUAGGCAGUUAUGCAAUUCUUUUUAAACUUAUAAAUCGUAUUCAGUCACUUUUAUUUAUUUUCGGUACAGACCGAGAAUGAUACAUCCAUCUUUGGCUUUACACAUGCUGUAGUCUUUGGCUGCAGGGGGAAUGACUUGAGAUUAUGAAUUAAUUUAUGAAAUCAGAAUGGCCUGAGACAGUCACUAUAGAAACCAAUGACCUUGGACGGGGCGGGUGGGGGCGGUGAGUAGCCGACAGACAUUGGCUUGACACUGUAAAUGUAUUCGGAGUCAAAUGGGAGAGUAAGGCUGGGUGAAAGAGCCAAAGUGGACUCAUUUGAAGUGCAUAAUUUAAUCUAUAAAGCAAUCUAGAGGGCUAUAGGUAAUUUGAAGUAAACCAAUAAACCUGUGACAUUUUAUUCAGAUUCGUAGCGUUUCGUUUUGGCCAUUCAUAAUUAAUGCAAAAUGCACAGGGGACUGACAGGAAGAUUCUUCUCUUUUUUUUUUUUUCGUUUGGUCUUAAUACAGAUGCCGACUGAUACCAUGUGGCAUUUGGUGAACCUUUCAGUAUCGUAUUUUGUUCACACACCAGAUGCACUCUGAUUUUUAAAGAUCUAAUGCAAUUAUGCUUGUCAGCUUUGCUAUUUCAGUUCAUUACAAAAAAGUUUUUGAGCGUACCUCCUGCCCACUAGAAGCAAAGGCCAUCUGGUACAUUUUCUAAUCAAGAUAUACAAGCGUGCAAAAAAAGACUGUUCUUCAUCUGAAUAUGCUGCUCUUUCGAAUCUUCAUUAAUUUUCUUGUCUUUCUGAUUUUAUUUUGUGUUGUCACUGAAAUUGACGUUAAUCCGAACACAGGUUCAUUACAGCAAAAGAAGAUCCUUAAUGCCAAUGGAGUUUAGCACAAAUGUAAACCAAGUUAUUGAGUUGAGUGUUGCUUUCAGUUCAGCAUUUUAUUUGUUUAUUUUGAAGAUUUGGAUCAUUGUCUUAAAUUGUCAAUUUUUGGAAAAAGUCCUUAAGUUUUUUGUUUUUUUUGUAUGUUUGUUCUGUCCCAUCAUGUAAACACAUCUGUAUUUUGGGUUUCGGUUAAGGAGGAAACGAGAUGCUUUUCUCUCCGUUCCACGUAACUUCUUUCUUUUCGUCUCUGAGAGGGAAUGCUGUUCUAGUGGUAGAUUUCUAUAAAAAUAAAUUUUGAAAAUAAAAACAAAAAAAAACAAAACAAAAACUUUUUAAAUUUUAAUUUUACAUGUGCCAACCUGUUCUAAAAGAUAAAAAAAAAAAAGAGAGAGCGAGAUAUGCUGUAAAAGACGACUGGAUUGAUUUUCAUGUAAACAUUAUUUCAUGACCUUUAAAAAAAAAAAAAGAAAAAAAGAUGGAGAUCGAUUAUAGAAAUCAGAGUUUGUAGUUCAUACACAAGAUAAGGUUACAAAUAAACUAUCAUUGUCUUUUC
Messenger RNA from Ctenopharyngodon idella (grass carp), 6844 nucleotides. RefSeq names its product leucine rich repeat containing 4C, genome duplicate a (gene lrrc4ca). The record is from RefSeq and is a predicted model, not a curated record. Gene Ontology annotation, biological process: regulation of axonogenesis; synaptic membrane adhesion; modulation of chemical synaptic transmission. The transcript is spliced from 4 exons. The coding region runs from base 1987 to 3939 and encodes 650 amino acids. NCBI's taxonomy places the organism in Eukaryota, Metazoa, Chordata, Actinopteri, Cypriniformes, Xenocyprididae. Gene Ontology annotation, molecular function: cell-cell adhesion mediator activity. Gene Ontology annotation, cellular component: postsynaptic density membrane; glutamatergic synapse; plasma membrane.